Molecule: messenger RNA, 1764 nt
Organism: Neofelis nebulosa (Clouded leopard)
Lineage: Eukaryota; Metazoa; Chordata; Mammalia; Carnivora; Felidae
Product: left-right determination factor 1-like
Exons: 4
Coding region: 308-1405 (365 amino acids)
Biological process (GO): SMAD protein signal transduction; BMP signaling pathway
Cellular component (GO): extracellular region
Molecular function (GO): growth factor activity; transforming growth factor beta receptor binding; cytokine activity
Source: RefSeq, a predicted model, not a curated record
AGACACUAAAGUUAUCACUGAGCUGCCCAGACAGCAAUAGCCAGAGGCCCCGGGCUGGUGCGGCAUCCAGACGGGCCUCUGUGCCCUUUCCAGACGGCCCCCUCCUCGAGGCCCAAGGACCGUCUGGCUGCUGAGCUCCCAGGAGGUCCGAGGGGUGUGACCUCCCCCCUCCGCCCGGGCCCAGCUCAGGGCUGCCUAUAAAGCUGGCCCGGGCCCGGCCCUCCGCACACCAGGCUGGGACCCUCGCCGAGCCUCCUCGGGGGACGCGUGCGCUCUGACCCCCGCCCCCCCAUCCCUGGGCGGCACCAUGAGGCCCCUGUGGCUGUGCUGGGCGCUCUGGGCGCUGCCCCUGACGGGCCCCGGGGCCGCCCUGACCGGCGAGCAGGUGCGGGCCAGCCUGCUGCGGCAGCUGGGCCUCCACGAGGCGCCCGUCCUGGACCAGCGCGACGUGGAGGGGCUGGUCACCCCGGCCCACGUGAGGGCCCAGUACGUGGCCCUGUUGCGGCGCAGUCACGGCGCCCACUCCCGCGGGAAGAGGUUCAGCCAGAGAGUCCGAGAGGUGGCGGGCAGGUUGCUGGCGGCCGAGGCCUCCACGCACGUGCUGGUGUUCGGCAUGGAGGGGCGCCUGCCGCCCAACAGCGAGCUGGUGCAGGCCGUGCUGCGCCUCUUCCAGGAGCCGGUCCCCAAAGCGGCGCUGCGCAGGCUCGAGCGGCUGUCCCCGCACGGCGCCCGCGCCCGCGUCACCGUCGAGUGGCUGCGCAUCCACGAGGACAGCUCGAACCGCACCUACCUGGUGGACUCCAGGCUGGUGUCCCUCCAGGGGAGUGGCUGGAAGGCCUUCGACGUGACCGAGGCCGUGAACUUCUGGCGCCAGCUGGGCCGGUCUGGGCAGCCGCUGCUGCUGCAGGUGUCCGUGCAGAGGGCGCACCUGGGCCCGCGGGCCUCGGGCGCCCACACGCUGCUCCGCUUCGCGUCCCAGGGCCAGGAGGGCACGGGGCAGGGCGAGCCCCAGCUGGAGCUGCACACCCUGGACCUCGGGGCCUACGGAGCUCAGGGCGACUGCGACCCCGAGGCGACGGAGGGCGCCCGCUGCUGCCGCCAGGAGACCUACGUUGACCUGCGGGGCAUGCGGUGGGCCGAGAACUGGGUCCUGGAGCCCCCGGGCUUCCUGGCCUACGAGUGUGUGGGCGCGUGCCAGCAGCCCCCGGAGCCCCCGACCUUUAGGCGGCCGUUCCCGGGGCCGCGACAGUGCGUCGCCUCGGAGACGACCUCGCUGCCCCUGAUCGUGGGCGUCAAGGAGGGCGGCAGGCCCAGGCCCCAGGUGGUCAGCCUGCCCAACAUGAGGGUGGAGAAGUGCAGCUGCGCGUGGGACGGGGCGCCCGUGCCCAGGAGGCUGGGGCCUUAGGGCUGGCCGUGGCCACCGAGGUCUCCGAUGGACCCGUGCACCGCCCGGGGCCUUGGUGCAGAUCUUCCAAUUUAGCACCAUAGCCCUGGCCCCUGCGGUAACUUUCCUGCCUACGUGCCCCUCCCCCUGUCCUCCUGUCCCUCCGUCACCCCAAGCACUUACAGGAGUAACUAAUGCAGCGGGAUUGCCAAAUUCCAGAAGGAAUCCCAGACUGCUCUGUAGAGGAUGUAGCCAAGCACGGACAGAUGGUCAGCCGGGACCUUCUCUGGCAAAUUCGCAACGAAGCUUGGGGACAACACACCCCAAUGAUGAGAAUGGGAGAAACAGACUGAUUUACUCUAUGGCAGGAGGGAUUAAAA